Episyrphus balteatus (marmalade hoverfly) is the source of this 5265-nucleotide messenger RNA. RefSeq lists its product as uncharacterized. Gene Ontology annotation, biological process: proteolysis; DNA integration. The record is from RefSeq and is a predicted model, not a curated record. Lineage: Eukaryota; Metazoa; Arthropoda; Insecta; Diptera; Syrphidae. The transcript has a single exon. Bases 1 to 5265 code for a protein of 1754 amino acids. Gene Ontology annotation, molecular function: nucleic acid binding; aspartic-type endopeptidase activity.
AUGGCAACUAAGAAAUUAAAUGCAAAAAUUUUACAACUUAAAAAAGAUGUUGAAAAUUUCGGCAAGAAAGGGAAGGCCAUUUCCGAAAACUAUGUACAAACUAGGAUAAAAUUGCUGGAAGAGUUGUGGGAAUCUGUAAACAAAAUUUAUGAUGAUUUUUUAGAAUCUGAUGAGGUUGGUGAAAAGGAUGUGGAUGCUGAUGCUGGGGUAGGAUCGGUAUACGAACAAUUUCGUGAGAAUUAUUGCGUUUUUAGAGCAAAGUUGUUUGAUUCGCUGCAAAGCCUGGGUGGCAGCAGCAGUAGUGUAUCAAAAGUAGUUGCUGAUAAAGAAAAGGAGGUAAGAAAGGGGGAUAUUCAUCUUCCAGCUAUUAAAUUACCUUCUUUUGAUGGCUCCUAUCAAAAUUGGCCAAAUUUUCACGAUUUGUUUGUAUCGCUAGUUGCUAGCAAAGAUUCGCUUUCCGACAUACAAAAAAUGCAUUAUUUAAAAACGAGUUUGACAGGAGAUGCAGAAAAGUUAUUGCUGACUUUGAGUACUGAAAGUCGAAACUAUGCUAAAGGAUGGUCAAUGCUGAAGGAUAGGUAUGAUCACCCUCGCGUUCUUGUAAACAUCCAGUUGAAUACACUGUUCAACCUGCCGUCGUUAACUCAGGAGCGUGUGGAGUCGAUCAAAGAUCUUCUUUACACUUCGACACAAGUGAUCCACAGCCUUGCAAAUCUAAAAAUUGAAGUUGAGCAUUUAGAUCCCAUACUAAUAUUUCUGCUAGUACGAAAAUUACCUGGGAAAACUCAACAGAUGUGGGAGGAGAAGUUGAACGAUCGAGAAAAUCCGAAGCAGUUGCCAACUUUCCAGGAAUUUACAUCCUUCCUUGAGACAAGGUUCCGGACACUGGAAGCAGUCGAUCAGCAGCACGGUCAGAGCUCAUCAAACACAUCACGGAGUUCUUCUCACAAAAAUUCGUUCAUCGCUCACGCUCAAUCUGGAAAAUCGAAACUUACUUGUAAAAUAUGCCUGAAAAAUCAACAUGCUGUAAGAAAAUGUAAUAAAUUUUUAAAAAUGAGUGUUACCGAUCGUAGUCAGGUUAUAAAUAAAUUAGGUUUGUGUCGACACUGUCUAGGGUAUAGUCACACAUCAGAUAGUUGUCCAAGUGGUCGUAGGUGUUUUCAUUGCCAACAACAACAUCACACUUUACUGCAUGUAAAUAAUACUUCUUUCCAGCCUAGUCAACAACCUUCGAAUUGGCAGCAACAUGCUAACAACUCUCAGCCGCUACAACAUCAGGUAAUAAACAACAACCCGCCAAAUCAGGUGCAGCAAAAUACCCAAAGUACAAGUUUGAAUGCAGAAGCUCCUUCGUUCCAAAGUUCAAGUAAGCAACCGUCGACAUCCAGCAACAUAGUAUCUCAUCAUUCUCAUCACAGUAGUAAAACAAAAAACUCUCAAGUCUUACUGGCAACAGCCCUUGUGAAAGUGAAGUCUUCGUUAGGUGAAUGGUUGACGAUGCGAGCAUUGUUGGAUUCUGGUUCUGAGGCGUCGUUUAUCACAGAGUAUGCUGCCCAAUUGCUACAGCUUAAAUCUCAAGCAACUCAAAUGGGGGUUUCCGGGUUGGGUUUAGUCAGCAGUGGCAAAUCUCUUAAAAUGGUGGAUAUCACUUUUGCUUCACACCAUUCCACUUUUGCAACAACAGUGCAGGCUUAUGUCUUAAAGUCACUGACUGGCCAUUUGCCGGCCCGGACCCUUCACGUUGAGAAUUGGACCCAUCUCAACGAUUAUGUGCUAGCUGAUCCUGAAUUUUUCAAAUCAUCCAAAAUUGAUAUUUUGCUUGGCAGUGAUGUCUUAGCCGAACUUUUGUUGCCGGAGCUCAUCCCACCAACAGACAAGUUGAUGCCAGUCAUGCAAAAUACAACACUGGGAUGGAUCUUAUUCGGAAAGGCUCCAAUUGUAUCUGAAUCAAGUCAACAAGUCAGAAGUUUUUUGCAAAUUUUACAAACAGACCUUCGAAUAUUCUGGGAAUUGGAAGAAGCACCGUUCAAGCCAUACUUAAAAGCCGAAGAUGUUGAAUGUGAAAAUCAUUUUAUCAACAAUGUUCAACGGACAGUUGAUGGACGCUAUCAAGUGGCAUUACCGUUCAAAGGAAAUGUUCAUCCUGUUCUUGGCGAUUCGUAUCAAAGUGCUUUACGGCGAUUCUAUGGACUUGAGAGGCGUCUUGAUGCAAAUCAACAAUUUCGAGACCAGUAUUCAGAGUGCAUCGAAGAAUAUAUUCAAAUGGGUCACAUGAGCGAAGUCGACAAGAACAGCUUACCAGAAAAUCAGCAUUAUUUCCUGCCGCAUCAUGCUGUCAUCAAAGAAAGCAGUUCAACCACGAAAUUAAGGGUGGUGUUUGACGCAUCCGCUAAAACAUCAAAUGGAAUUUCUUUGAACGAUGCUAUGUUGGUAGGUCCAGCACUUCAACAAAAUAUCUGCGACAUAAUUCUUAGGUGGAGGUUGUAUAAAUACACUUUUAUAGCUGACAUUGAGAAAAUGUAUCGUCAGAUCUUGAUAGCAGAGCAGGACAAAAAUUAUCAGCUGGUUCUAUGGAGAAAAAAUACUGAUGAACCUAUUAAAGUUUACAGGCUUAAUACGGUUACCUUUGGUACAGCCGCCGCUCCAUAUCUUGCGAUCCGAACUUUACAAAAGCUAGCAGAUGAUAAUUCGACAAAUCAAAUUACAUCCUCUAUGAUCCUUAACGAGAUGUAUGUAGACGAUUUAAUAUCUGGAGGAAACACAGUUGCAGAAGCUAAAGAGAAAAUAAAACAAAUAAAAUCAACGUUAGAGACAGCUGGAUUUAACUUACGUAAAUGGACUUCCAACUCUGAUGAGGUACUAUCGAGCAUUCCAACAGGAGAACGGGAAUCUUCAUUCUCAAUGCCUCCAGAAGAUUCGGAACGAGUUAAAACGCUCGGUGUCCACUGGCUUCCUUCCGUUGAUAAAUUUUCUUUCUGCUACAAUCCGCUUCCAAACCCACAGCCGACAAAACGAUUCAUUCUAUCAACGAUAGCACGACUUUUUGAUCCCAUGGGUUGGAUUGCUCCAUGCAUUGUAAAGGCGAAAAUGUUUAUGCAACAACAACUGUGGGCGAAGAAGUUGUCAUGGGAUGAACAAAUCGAAUCGUCACUUCUGGAACAAUGGAAUGUUUUCUACAAUGACUUGAUAGCUAUUAACAAGAUCCAGUUUCCAAGGUGGGUAGAAACCAUCGGUGAUUUAUCUCGAGUCGAGUUACAUGGUUUCAGUGACGCUUCAGAAAAAGCAUACGGAGCAGCAGUGUACUUGAGAGUCGAAGACGAUAAAGGCCAGGCGAAAAUGCAUCUUCUCAUUGCAAAAUCCAGAGUUGCACCUGUGCAACCAGUUAGUCUUCCUCGUUUGGAACUUUGCGGUGCUGUGAUGUUAGCCCAGUUGUUAGACUAUGCAACUCAAGUUUUAGGCAACAAAAAUAUCAAGCAAUUUGCAUGGACUGACUCAACCAUUACUCUCUCGUGGAUUCGAGCAUCACCAACCAAGUGGGAGACAUUUGUAAGAAACAGAGUUGGAGAAAUACAGCGGUUGACCCCAAUCAAAAUAUGGAAACAUAUUCCAACACAACAUAAUCCCGCAGACUUGGUUUCAAGAGGUGUUUUGCCAUCGGAUUUACUUGAAAAUACAUUAUGGUGGAACGGGCCAGACUUUUUAUGCGAUGCCUGGGUUUUUCAGUAUCCUACACAACCAUUAAUAAGAGUUCAUCAAGCCGAUCGAAUUUUUCCUCCGAUCAACGAACUAAUGCAUAGAUCUUCUGAAAUCAAUAAAUUAAUUCGAAUUACUGGUUUGAUUUUACGUUUCACUAAUAAUUCGAAAAAUUACAUACCCAACUGGAAAAUCGGACCGAUUUCCCCGAGUGAACUCGACGAUGCAGCCAAAAUAUUGGUGAAAAUAGCUCAACUCGAAAUGUUUCCUAAAGGAAUUAUGAAAUCUAGAGGCAUUGCAUCUCUAAAUCCCUUCGUAGAUCCUGACGGUAUCAUUCGUGUUGGUGGAAUCAUGAAGAAUGCUAACCUGCAUUAUGAUCAACAGCAUCCAAUAAUUCUUGCUCCAAAUCAUCAUUUUACAAAAUUGAUUCUGCAUGAAGCUCAUGAAAAAACGCUCCACGGAGGCAUUCAAUUGAUGAUGGGUUAUCUUCGGAAAAAAUAUUGGAUUUUUCAAACUAAACGAAUUGUUAAACAAUACAUUCAUAAAUGCACUAUUUGUUAUCGGUUCAGAACUAAGCCAGCUUAUCAACUCAUGGGAGAAUUACCAUCGCCUAGAGUCAAUGUAUCCAGACCAUUUUCACAUACCGGGGUUGACUAUGCCGGGCCUAUUAGUAUCCGGGCUUGGAAAGGCCGUGGAGCAAAAACUUAUAAAGGCUAUCUAGCCAUUUUCGUUUGUCUGGCGACUAAAGCCAUUCAUCUGGAAGCAGUGAGUGACCUCACUACUCAAGCUUUUCUAGCCGCUUUUCGACGUUUUACUUCACGUCGAGGUGUCUGUGGACAGAUCUAUAGUGAUUGCGGCACAAACUUUAAAGGAGCUGAGUCAGAGUUGUAUCGUCUUUUAAAAGACGCCACUCAUGACUGGAAAAAUGUUGCUGAAGCUUUAUCGUCACAAGGAACCAAGUGGAAUUUCAUUCCUCCUGCUUCUCCCCACUUUGGAGGGUUAUGGGAAGCCGGUGUGAAGAGUGUCAAACACCACUUCAAAAGAGUUGUUGGAAAUGGGACACUCACUUUCGAGGAGCUCACCACGCUUCUGACUCAAAUCGAAGCGUGUUUAAAUUCGAGGCCUCUUUGUCCUUUAACCGAAAAUCCUGAUAACUUUCAUGCUUUGACUCCAGCACAUUUUUUAAUUGGAGCUGAAAUGUACUCCGUGCCAGAACCUGACCUUACGAUCGGUAAGACGAGUUAUACUGACCGGUGGAAGGCAAUCCAAUUCAGUCUACAAACUUUUUGGCAUCACUGGCAAUCAGAAUAUUUGGCCAGAUUACAACAACGACCUAAAUGGCUCAAAUCGCAACCUCAACUUAAAAUUGGAGAUCUGGUUUUGAUAAAAGAUGAGAGACUUCCCCCUACGAAAUGGAACCUAGGUAGAAUUCUAGAAACCUUCCCAGGUAAAGAUGACAUCACCAGAGUUGUCAACCUGAAAACACAACAAGGCGAAUUUAAAAGACCGGUAACAAAGCUAUGUCCACUACCAAUUAAUGAGAAUCAACAUAAUUUAUCAAAUCAAAUCUAA